AUGGAAGCGCUAUCUAUGAACUUUGUAGUGGCUCCCUCGAUGCACAAGGAUGACUUGGAGCGUCAGAGGACGGGUUCUACCAAGGGCUCUUCUGGUGCUCUACUACAGGGCGACGAUGCUUCCUUUUACGAUGACGACGAAUCAGACGAUGGCGCUUCGGUAGAUUCUGGCUCUGGCGGCUCUGAGUGCGAUUCUGAUGAGGAUGAGGACGAUCACGAUGAGGAGGAGGAGGAGGAGGAAGAAGACGAUGAUGAAUCGUAUUCCUGUUCGUCCGAGGGAUCAAUGGAAGAGCAUCAGGGGACGUUCAUGAUGGGACAACAAUACUUUGCGGGCACUUCUUCUGGAAACAACCCCAACUGCUUUUCGGACAGUUUCGUGACUGAUGGAGAGGCUUCCGAGAGCGCAGAGGACCCUCUCACCAUGGAGGAUGGCAAUUCCAAUCACACGCACGCCAGUUUACAACACAAAUACUGCAGCAGCAACAACAGAUCAUGA
Messenger RNA from Seminavis robusta, 495 nucleotides. The record is from the annotation of a GenBank genome assembly. NCBI's taxonomy places the organism in Eukaryota, Bacillariophyta, Bacillariophyceae, Naviculales, Naviculaceae.